AUGUAAGUAUUAAUUCAUGCUUUAUCUCAUUAUCCUGACCCUUAAAAGAGACCUAAUGAAAUUAAAGCUUAAAUUUCUGAGGCUUUAGAGCAAAUAAAGUUUUUCGCUGAAUUCUUAAGGGGCGAAAAAAUCAAACAAAAUGCUCGUCAUUUACUUUUAGAAUUUUCCAAUUAUUUAUCCUUAGAAAGUUUCAAAAGUGGAGAAAUAAUUUGUCGAGAGGGUGAUAAAGGAGACAAAUUUUAUAUUAUACUUCAAGGCAAUGUUAGUGUAUACAGAAAAAAUGUCAAUUCGAAUUAUGAACCGAAUUCUGUGUUGUCAGAAUAGAUUUUUAUGGACUAAAAUGUAAAGAUCGGUCACCUAAAAGAAGGUGAAACUUUUGGUGAAUUGGCUCUCUCAUUAAAUAAGCCUCGUUUUGCUACUAUUAAAGCACAAUCAACAGUUAUCCUUUGUAGUCUCAGUAAGGACAAUUAUGCUAAAAUGACUAAUUACAUGUAAAGAGAAUUGAAUUUGAAGACAAAUGCUUUGGCUACUUUAUUUCCGAAAUUAUCUAUAAAUUCUUUGAUUCGUCUUGCUUAUCUUUUGUAGAUUCAAAUCUUCCCCAAAAACCAUUGCAUUUAUAAGCAGGGAGAAAUUGCUUCUGGGUUCUACAUUCUUUCAGAUGGAGAAGUCAAAUUAGAAUAAAUUUCCAAAAAUUCUACUUAAAUAUAUAUACCAAUUAUGGUUUUAACUCCGGGCAGUCUUUUUGGUGUAUAAAAUGUGCUAAAGAAUUAACCAUAUGAUAACUAAGCCAUCUGCCUAACUUAAAAGGUUACGGUGUACAAAUUUACUUGCGAAUCUUUUGAAUAACUUGGAGACGAUUAUAGUAAGAAAGCUUUACAGGCAGCCGAAUAGACUUGCAGAAGAGAACCUAAAAUAUAAAGUUUAUAAUUGGUUUACUAGCCUGAAAUAAAACUUGAUGAAUAGAAUAAAUAAAAUCCAAAAAAAUAAAGAACAAUAAAAUCUAAUGGAAAACAAUAGGAGAGGUGUAGGAAGUUAAGAUCAAACAUUAUCUAAAAUUAGAUUACUUUUAGAAAUCCAUUUUUUACUGAUUUAGAUGCUGACAAUUUCAAAUAGAUAAAAAAGAUAUCAAUUGAACAGAUCAAACAAGCUGAUGUUAAGAAAUACAAUUAAUAAUUUGCAAUAUAAAACUACUUUGAACCUAUUGAAUUGGCUCCAAUCCUAGAUUCAAUAAAAAGAUAGAAGAAUGCAAAAUGCUUAAGUUUUGCCUCAAUAAGAGAAAACACAGCAAAUUAAACAUCCAUGUACUCAUAUCCAGCAAGUGGAUACAACACUGCAAGAGUAUUAACAUUACCCUCCCCAAGUCAUACCAGACAUACAUCUCAUUCAAAAAAAAGUAGAUUUUGA
This is a messenger RNA of Paramecium tetraurelia, 1404 nucleotides long. RefSeq lists its product as uncharacterized. Lineage: Eukaryota; Ciliophora; Oligohymenophorea; Peniculida; Parameciidae. The record is from RefSeq and is a predicted model, not a curated record. The transcript is spliced from 5 exons.